GGCGCGCAGCACUCGGCGUCGCUCUACGUCGGCGACUUGCACCCCGAGAUUUCAGAGGCCAACUUGUACGAGAUCUUCCAGGCGCUCGGGCCCGUGCAGAGCAUCCGCGUGUGCCGUGAUGUCGUCACGCGCCGCUCUCUGGGAUACUCGUACAUCAACUUUCAUAACGUCGUCGACGCGGAGAGGGCCCUCGAGACCAUGAACUACUACUCGUCCCAGCUUACAAAGAAUAAGCCGCUCAGGAUGAUGUGGAUGAUCAGGGACCCCUCGCAGAGAAGGACGGGGGCCGGUAAUAUCUUCGUCAAGAGUCUGGAUAAGUCGAUUCGGAACAAGAGUCUUUACGAUACCUUCUCUCAGUUUGGUACUAUUCUCAGCUGCAAGGUUGCUACCGACGAUAACGGCGAGAGUCUGGGACAUGGCUUUGUGCACUUUGAAACCCCCGAGGCUGCUCAGCUUGCUAUUGAGAAGGUUAACGGUAAGCUCCUGGCUGGCCGCAAGGUCUACGUGGGCAAGUUUUUGAACAAGCGGGAACGCGAGGCCGCCGGCCAGGUCAACAAGAUCUUUACCAAUGUCUUUAUCAAGAACCUAGAUGACUCGAUUUGCGACGAGGAGAAGCUUCGCGAGUUGUUUGCCGAGUUUGGCGACAUCACCUCGAUUCACGUCGCUCAAGACGAGGUUGCCAAACCCAAGGGCUUUGCCUUUGUCAACUUUGCCUCCCCGGAGAUGGCCAAGCGCGCUGUUGAUGGGAUGAACGGCAAGGAGGUUGCCGGCAAGACCCUCGUCCUCAAUGCCGCCCAGAAGAAGUCGGUCCGCGAGGCCGAGCUCCGCAACAAGCAUGAAAUCAUCCGCAAUGAGCGCAUGCAAAAGUAUCAGGGCAUCAAUCUUUACAUUAAGAACCUUUCGGACGAUAUCGACGACGAUCGCCUCCGCACCGAAUUCUCCCCGUAUGGCACCAUUACUUCGUGCAAGAUCAUGCGUGACGACAAGGGCUUUUCACGUGGCUUUGGCUUUGUUUGUUACACCACCCCCGAUGAAGCCACCAAGGCCGUCACUGAACUCAAUGGCCGCAUGGUGGGCCAGAAGCCCAUCUACGUUGCUUUGGCCCAGAGGAAGGACGUCCGCCGCGCCCAGCUUGAGGCGCAGAGACAGAUGAACUUGAGGAUGCCCGGUGCCGUUCCCGCAGGCGCCAUGUACGCGCAACCCUCUCCUUACAUGUACCAGCAGCCGAUGCCUAACAUGGGCAGUGUUAAUCAGGCUGUACCGGGCCGGAAUGGGCCUUACAUGCAUCCGCCGUACAUGGCCCAAGUUGGCCGAGGUGCCGCCCCGGCAGGCCGUGGUGGUCCGGCUGCAGGCAUGCAGUACAUUGCGGCCAUGGGCCGCGGGCAGCCGGGUAUGGCUCCUGGAAUGAACCCUGCAAACAUGCAAAUGUUCGGGUUGGCGCCACAGCGCCAGCCGCGACAGAACCGCCAGCGCGGUGGACACAUGGGUCCGAAUGCCGCCAUGGUCGCUGGUCGUGGCAACCCCGCCGCAGGACGUGGUCGUGGUGGCCCGAACCAGGGACCGCCAGGACAACAAUUCAAGUAUACUACUAACGCACGUAAUGCCGCCAUUGCGGCCCCUAACGGACAGCCUCAAGUGGCUGCUCAGGUCCCCAAUGGGCAAGCGAUUCCCCAGGUUGCUACUCCUGAUGCCGCUGCUGCUGCGGCUCAGCCACUGACUCUAGAGAUGCUCGCCAACGCGACAUCGGGGCAACAGAAACAAAUGUUAGGCGAGAGGUUGUAUCCUCAGAUUGCCGAGCUUCAACCGACUUUAAGCGGUAAGAUCACGGGCAUGCUGCUUCAUAUGGAAAACACGGAGAUCUUACAUCUCCUCGAAUCACCCGAAGCUCUUGCCGAAAGGGUUGAAGAGGCUGUGACAGUUCUUCGUGAACAUGCGGCCGCCUCUGGGGAUCAGCCGCAGGGCCAGACGCAGGCUGUCUAAGAAAAUUGGACUGGUUGCACGCUAAGACAGUCAUCUGGAAGAAAUUCACUGUCGAUCGUUGUUGUUGUCGUUGUUGUUGUUGUACGGUGGUCAAAAGUAUGCGAGAGUUUCCUAAGUUUGUAUGAAAGAGAGUACUUGAAAUGAUUGGGUUAUUGUGUUUUUGAUGACUCGGUGGUUUCGAAGAUAUACGUGUGAAAGUCAAGUGUGGGCAUCCGAUGCAGGGCAGACUUGGUUUUUGUUUGAGUAUGCUGGCUUUUAAUGUGAGAAAGAUGAUUGAUGUGAUAGAUGAAUGUCUGUCUGUGUGUGCGUUUUGUCUAAUGCGCCAAGAAAAGUAGAAAAAGACCAAAAAAAUAUAUUCUUUCUUGAAAA
This is a messenger RNA of Chondrus crispus (carragheen), 2349 nucleotides long. Its product is annotated as Polyadenylate-binding protein. The transcript is spliced from 2 exons. The annotation marks the transcript as partial. Gene Ontology annotation, molecular function: RNA binding. Gene Ontology annotation, cellular component: ribonucleoprotein complex. The record is from RefSeq and is a predicted model, not a curated record. NCBI's taxonomy places the organism in Eukaryota, Rhodophyta, Florideophyceae, Gigartinales, Gigartinaceae.